This is a messenger RNA of Hippocampus zosterae (dwarf seahorse), 4633 nucleotides long. Its product is annotated as sodium/hydrogen exchanger 2-like. The transcript is spliced from 13 exons. The record is from RefSeq and is a predicted model, not a curated record. Gene Ontology annotation, molecular function: sodium:proton antiporter activity. Gene Ontology annotation, cellular component: membrane. Bases 240 to 2642 code for a protein of 800 amino acids. NCBI's taxonomy places the organism in Eukaryota, Metazoa, Chordata, Actinopteri, Syngnathiformes, Syngnathidae. Gene Ontology annotation, biological process: proton transmembrane transport; regulation of pH; sodium ion transport.
CAAGGCACCUGUGACAAGCAGGUUGAACAACAGUUGGAACCAGAAUUGCAUUUCACUGGUGAGAGAGGAGUUACUUUUUCAAAAUGCAACGGCAUUGCACAUGUUCUUUCAUGAACAAAAGAAGCACAAAUGGGGUAUGCUUGCCCAUUUUGUGAUGUUUUUCAUUUUUAUUUUUUUUUAAUGGUUACUAUCAUCUGAUUUGAUUUGCCCGGACUUGUGAUCUGUGUCAACCUGUGGAAAUGUGUGGCCCAGUUUUGUCUCACAGACAAGAUCUACUCUUGCUCCUUCUUUUGUCUCUUUGCUCUUCUGGAGGAAAAUGUGAAAUUCAAAAAUCUGAAUCCACAGCAUCAGCCAGCGAGAGUCCUUUCCACAAUGAAAUUGAUCAACCGCAGGCCUUCCCCGAUGAGGAGAGGGCAAGUCUUCCUGUGUUUACAAUGGACUAUCCUCGGAUACAAGUUCCCUUUGAAUUCACACUCUGGGUACUGCUGGCCUCUUUUGCCAAAAUAGGUUUCCACAUUUACCAAAAAGUCACAAUCUGGAUCCCUGAGUCCUGCUUGCUGAUUGUUAUUGGACUUAUUGUUGGCGCUAUCAUGCAUUCCGUUAAAGAGGAACCGCCAGCUGUGCUCACCUCCAAUGUCUUCUUCCUCUACAUGCUUCCGCUUAUCGUCCUGGAAAAUGGCUACUUCAUGCCCACUCGGCCCUUUUUCGAGAAUGUCGGCACUGUGCUGUGGUAUGCCGUGGUGGGAACUUUGUGGAACAGCAUUGGCAUUGGACUCUCACUCUUUGCCAUUUGUCAGUUUGAAGUCUUUGGAGUUCAAGAUAUUAAUCUGCAGGAAAAUUUGUUAUUUGCAUCCAUCAUCUCUGCAGUGGACCCUGUGGCUGUGCUCGCCGUGUUUGAUGACAUUGAUGUUAAUGAGCAGACACACAUUGUCAUAUUUGGAGAGGGACUCUUUAACGAUGCUGUGACUGUGGUACUUUACAGCAUGUUUUCCUUUGUAGCAGACAUGUCAGCUUUUGAAUCUUCAGAUGUGUUUUUGGGCGUGGCUCGGUUCUUUGUUGUGGGGGCUGGAGGUCUCCUCUUUGGCCUUGUGUUUGGCUUUGUAGCGGCAUUCACCACACGUUUUACCCACAAUGCACGACAAAUCGAGCCCCUUUUUGUCUUCAUGUUCAGCUACUUGGCUUACCUGGCGGCCGAGCUGUUUGCCAUUUCCAGUGUCCUUGCGAUUAUAACAUGUGCAAUUACUAUGAAGUACUACGUUGAGGAGAAUGUGUCACAGAGGUCCUGCACGACCAUCCGCCAUGUGAUCAAGAUGUUGGCCACCAUCUCUGAAACUCUCAUCUUCUUCUUCCUGGGGGUUGUGACGAUAACGACUGAACACGAGUGGAAUUGGGCCUACAUCCUGUUCACGCUCCUGUUUGCCCUCCUUUGGAGAGGAAUUGGCAUCCUGGUUCUAUCCCAGAUUGUAAAUCCAUUCCGAACCAUCCAGUUCACAUUUAAGGAUCAAUUUGGUCUGGCCUACGGAGGCGUUCGAGGGGCCAUCUGCUUCGCUUUGGUCUUCACUCUGCCUGACAGCAUCAAUAGGAAGAAUUUGUUUGUCACUGCUUCCAUCGCGAUCAUCAUAUUCACUGUUUUCAUACAGGGUAUCAGCAUCCGUCCCAUCAUAGAAUAUAUAAAUAUCAGGAGGACCAACAAAGACUUGGGCACCAUCAAUGUAGAAAUACACAACAGGGUGAUGGAGCACAUUGUUUGCGGCAUUGAGGACUUAUGUGGGCAAUGGAGUCACUACUAUUGGAAAGACAAGUUUAAAAAGUUCAAUGACCGCUUUUUGAGACGCAUCCUGCUUCGAGACAGCAGAGCAGAGUCCAGUAUCGUGUCUCUGUACAAGAAACUUGAGCUGAAGACGGCUAUUGAUUUGCUGGACACAUCUGUGGGUGACCUGAGUGCGGCACCGUCCAUUGUAUCGCUUCACGACGAGAGGAAAAAAUCGUCUCAACCCAAUAAGAAUUUCCUGGCUGCUGAUGUGCGGAAGAUGCAUGACAUCCUGUCAAAGAACAUGUACAAGAUAAGAGAGAGGACGAUGGCUUACACCAACAAACUCAACCAGCCUGACAAUAGCCGAGCCAGGGAGAUUUUGAUUCGCCGACACGCGAGCAUCAGGCGCAGCAUCCGAGCUGCAAGUUUUCGUGAGAUGCCUGCUCAGAAUUUGGCCAAAUCCCAAAAAUAUUACUCUCUGCCACCGGGAGUGGAUCCAGAGAUUGCUUUUGCACUCAGAAGACGAAGUCAUGUAGUGAGUGGUGAAUUAGGCCGCCACCGACAACACUCUUCAUCCCGCCCCAUGAUUCCUUUGAGAAGGCUGAACACUGUCAAGGAGUCGACGCGUGCAGUAGGUCAGCCUGAUUCAUCUCCCGAGGAGAAUGUGUUGGAAGAGAGGCAUCCCAGGGGUCAUCCAGUCUCAGCCCCACGGAAGCUCAGCUCUGAAUGGGAUCAGCCUACUGCGGGGAAGGAGGAAACCGUGGCUCCACCCCCAUUACCUGUGCCUCCUGGCUGGGUUGCCGACAGCCAGAACAUCAGGGAUAAUGGGGCUGGAGAUCCACUACUUGGACACUUGUCACAGGGGUCUCAAGAGGCUGGGAGGUCCUGAAAGGUUGGACUUGGUUAACUUAACAACUUGGACACAAAUGUCAGUGGAAAAAACAAAAUAAAACUGAUGUUAGUUCAUGAAGCUUGGCGCGACCUGUAUGGUAAACAAGCAGUGCAUAUCUAAAUCAUUUUACAGUGAACUCCACUGCUGGGGAUAGGGACUGAGUGCGACCAUGAAUAGCGAAGAUUUGCAUGUAAUGUAAUUGACGCAUCCCAUGAAAAGCUGGUCGCGCAUACUGUAUGUAGAUGCCGCGAGAUGGUGGUAAAGCACUAUAUAUGUCUAAAUCAGUGGUUCUUAACCUUGUUUGCGGUACCGAACCCAACCGGUUCAUAUGCACAUUCAACGAAGCCUUCAUUGUUGAAAAACAAAAAUAUGACUUUUUAAAAAUUCAAGACAUAAAAAACACAUUUAUUAAAAACGGAAAAAAGUAAAUAAAAUGUCAACACAUAAGAUAUUUAUUUAUUUAUUUAUUUUCAUUUUACGACGUACUAUUACGACAUUCACACGUUCACUACUGAGCAACGAAAUUUCCAGCAGCACUGAUUGGACCAGCAAUGUAAUGUGAUUAUCUGCAGCCAGUGAUGGCCAAGCGGGCGUGUCAUAACUUAUUGACAUGUUGACUCGGGUAUUUCUUAGCCCCUGAGGCUCUGUCGAACCCCUGAGAUCGUUCCACCGAACCCCUGGGGUUCGAUCAAACCCAGGUUAAGAACCACUGCUCUAAAUAAAUGUGCAUCGAUCCUUAUUUGACACCAAAAUUCCACUAGAUUGCAAAUGCACCAUCAAAAACCAAAAACACGGCAACAAGACAAGUUUUUCAGUGAAGAUCAGAGGAUAGGUCGCCCCAAUCCAGUCGCUGAACCACAGCACAAUGUUCAGCCGAUCAGAAUGGCACAGAGUGUAGACCUUCCUUAAAUCCUACAGAUAUCUGCCAUAUCCAUUCCAUUCUACUCCAAUUCCGUUCGUUGUAUUUUUAUUUUAUUUUUAUUAAUUAAUUUUUUUUUUCAACCACAGUGGCAUCUGUAGCUGUCCUUCAGGUUAAUGAAAAUGUGAGACAUUUUCAGAUGGCUGUUGCACUUUAUUUGUAGGUUGGUACCUUCAGAUAGCCUGUAGAGUCAUCUUUUAAAACUGUGAAAACCAAGCAUAAAUGGAUAUAAUAUCAUUUCCAAGAUCAUGACAAAUUGCACUGACAUUUAUACCUGUGCAUGCAUGAGCAUGAAGAAAAUGAAUGUGUGUGUUACUUUCCAUGGUUAAUAAUUUAAGAUUUAAGACCUCAAUUCCGUCUCUCCUUUCGGGAUUAAAGUCUGUGCUGCAUUUUGUAUUGAAAUUCUUGAUUUAUAUUUAUAUAUCACUCUGCUCUGUGCCUGAAAAAGCCUCUUUCUAAAGUUUCAGAGACUUGUGACAUCACGUCACCUUACAGGAGGUUUCCUACUAAAGUUUUAUGAAACCGUUUUAAGUGGAAAGUUACCAUUGAACAUUGUCCCAGUAUCCACUUCACAACAAAAACCAUGUACAGUACAAUUACAACACUUCACAAUAAAAGCAAGCCCAAGAAAAAAAAAGAAACACUGAAAAAUAAUAAUUAAACAGAAAAGGAUGAGAUCAUGUGCCAAAAUACAGAGUAAAAUCGUAUGUUUUCAGACGAAAUGUAAAAAUUACAGUGGAGGUAGCGUCUUUGAUGUACAAACGUUGAAACGUAUAUUCUUAAAUGUCUACAUGUUUUUUUUGUAAACUGUCAGAUUUUUUAGAUCGUUUUAUUUUUUGUAUAUAAGUUUGAUCUUGAAAAGCUUGCAUACUAUGGAUAUUUUUCAUAUGUUGUCAUUUAUAGCUAUGAUGUUUCUGGAAAAAAAAUGUCCACCUGUUGCUGAACUUGACCCUGUAUGAAUAAAUAUGACUAAAUAUGUUACUAUAUUGCAUAUGAUAUGCAUGUUAUUCGAUUAUUAUUAAGAAAACCUGAUGUGCUUAAGAUUAAACAAGGGCAAUUUGGUAGGGUU